AUGCAACCGGUUGUUGAGUGUGCAAGCUCUUCCUGUCAAGAGUCCAUUUCUGUUCAUCUUAUGAAGGAUGAUGUUUGCAACACGGUCUCCCAGAUACACUCACUGAGUCUUUUUCAGCUUUAAAUGAUCUAAUCAUUGAACUGAAGUGGGUAAAUAAGCUUAAAUGAAGAAAAAUACUCUCUGCAUUGGCAAACAAAGCUCUUGGUACCAGAAAAAGUCCUCUCCACUCUGCCUCUGUCCUUUCCUAUAUUGUCUCUCUGACUUUAAGACAGUGUCUUGACAAAUUCUUCUGGCUUCUUGGCCCAGCUCCACCACCACAUAAGCACAGAACAACAGCAAUCCUAUCCAGCCUGUGUUCAUGCACGUGUGCCUUGAGUCUGCUGAGAAACAGAAACUGAAAGCCCAGAACUUUCAAGAAGCAAGAGCUGGUAGUUAGGCUGGGCAGAGACUAGAGCCAUUUUCAUGAGAUGAAAAACUGAAAUGAAUGCCCAUGUCUGAUUGGGGAAGCUUGGAGAUUGCAUAAAUCUUUGUAGACAACUUGGCUGCAAGCAGUUCAGCUGAAAUUAACUGCUGCCUUCUGGCUGUGGAGUGCUAUUCUAACGUUCCUGUGUGAUAUUCUGUAGACUAAAUCAUGCCAGCUUUAUCAACUGGAUCUGGAAGUGACACAGGUCUGUAUGAGCUGCUAGCUGCAUUGCCAGCCCAGCUGCAGCCACAUGUGGACAGCCAGGAAGACCUGACCUUCCUCUGGGAUAUGUUUGGUGAAAAAAGCCUUCAUUCACUGGUAAAGAUUCAUGAGAAACUGCAUUACUAUGAAAAACAGAACCCUGUGCCCAUACUCCAUAGUGCAGCAGCCUUGGCAGAUGAUCUGGCUGAGGAGCUACAGAGCAAACCAUUGAGCAGUGAGAUCAGAGAGCUGUUGAAACUGCUGUCAAAACCCAACCUCAAGGCUUUGCUGUCUGUACAUGAUACUGUUGCUCAGAAGAACUACGAUCCAGUGUUACCUCCCAUGCCUGAUGAUAUUGAUGAGGAGGAGGACUCUGUUAAAAUAAUCAGACUUGUCAAAAACAGGGAACCAUUGGGAGCUACUAUUAAAAGGGAUGAACAUACUGGUGCAAUUGUGGUGGCUAGGAUAAUGCGGGGAGGAGCUGCAGACAGAAGUGGACUUAUUCAUGUUGGUGAUGAACUCAGGGAAGUCAAUGGCAUUCCUGUAGAUGAUAAAAAACCAGAGGAAAUAAUACAAAUUUUGGCUCAGUCUCAAGGAGCAAUUACAUUUAAAAUUAUACCUAGUGUGAAAGAGGAAAUGCCAGCUAAAGAUGGCAAGAUGUUUAUCAGAGCUCUGUUUGACUACGAUCCUAAUGAGGAUAAAGCAAUUCCUUGUAAAGAGGCUGGGCUUGCUUUCAGAAAAGGAGAGAUCCUUCAUGUCAUGAGCCAAGACGAUGCAACCUGGUGGCAGGCCAAGCAUGACGGUGAUGCCAAUCCCAGAGCAGGCUUGAUCCCUUCAAAGCAUUUCCAGGAGAGAAGAUUUGCACUGAGAAAACCAGAAGUUCAGAUUCAGCCACUGAAAAUUUCCAACAGAAAAUCAUAUGCUGAAAAUGCUGGUCACUACAGUGGAACCUAUUUAGCUGGCUUCAGAAGAAGCUUUCGACUUAGCAGAAAAGAUAAAAAAACAAACAAAUCCAUGUAUGAAUGCAAGAAGAGUGAUCAAUAUGAUACGGCAGAUAUCCCAACUUAUGAAGAAGUUGCAAAAUAUAAACGUCAGCCUAAUGAGAAAUACAGACUUGUAGUUUUGGUCGGUCCUGUGGGCGUAGGGUUGAAUGAAUUGAAACGGAAAUUGCUGAUCAGCGAUACCCAGCAUUAUGGUGUAACAGUGCCACACACGACCAGACCAAGAAGAGGCCAAGAAAGUGAUGGUGUGGAGUACAUUUUCAUUUCCAAGCACUUGUUUGAGACGGAUGUACAGAAUAACAAGUUUAUUGAAUAUGGUGAAUAUAAAAACAACUAUUAUGGCACAAGCAUAGACUCUAUUCGAUCUGUUCUAGCUAAAAACAAAGUUUGUUUGUUGGAUGUCCAGCCUCAUACUGUGAAGCACUUGAGGACAUAUGAAUUUAAACCAUUUGUGAUAUUUAUAAAGCCUCCAUCACUUGAGCGUUUAAGGGAGACCAGAAAAAACGCCAAGAUUAUUUCAAGCAAAGAUGAGAGGGGGACUGCAAAACCCUUUACGGAAGAAGAUUUUCAAGAAAUGAUUAAGUCUGCUCAGAUGAUGGAAAGUCAGUAUGGCCAUCUCUUUGAUAAAGUUAUAGUUAAUGAUGACCUCACCACAGCCUACAAUGAGCUGAAAACAACUUUUGACACACUGGAGACAGAGACCUUUUGGGUUCCAGUCAGCUGGUUGCAUUCAUAACGCUAGGAAUAAGGAAAAUAUAUGAUAGUAGCUGGGAAUUUGCUAGUAAGGUGCAUGGUUGGACCCAAUUUUGUUGCCAUUUUCUUGGUGGGAGGGUUUUUCAAGCUUGGGCAAACUGACAUGCAGCUUCAGACUUGGUGCAAUUGAAAUGUUCAUCUUGUUUUUCUGUAUCCUAAACCAUCCUGUUCGAAUUUUGGGACAAGAAGUUUCCCAUGUAAUCCAAGCCUUAUCCAGGUCAGUACAGUGAGCUAAUACUAUAUCAAAAACUGCCAGCAGGUUAUUUUAUAUAUCAGUGUCCAAGUUGAAGGCUUUUUUUAAACAAGGGUUAAUAUUAAAGAAGAUAUUAAUUAACACUAGAUAUCAGUGCAUUGGUGGUCUCAGCCAAAAUUGCUUUCAUAAAAGGUUGCACAUUAGCACUUGGAAGUUAUUAUCUGUACUUUAAUGGAACUUGAGACAACUGAAGCAGGUGACAGCGACCACCAUUUCUAUAGAUAGGACAUCAGUUUUAAUUGGAUUAAGAAUCAGGAUGAGGUCGUCUUUCCUCAAAGUGUGAGCUUUGUCUUAUGUGCACAGAGUGAUGCUAGUGUUCGUUUUUAUUGAAUUUUUUCACCAAACGAGAAAAGUACUUUAGUGACUUAACUGUAAAAUAUUCUCUGGAAGAGCAACAGUCUUUUGCUGCUCUACCGUGCAUAUGCAUGCAGUGAAAUUCUUCAUGCUUGCUUUGUGGCACAACAAAGACAACCGUUGGGAAUAUUUAUCUGAAUAAGGGAAAGUAUGAAUUACUUUAAAUGCUUGUAACUUUAACAGUCUUCCUUUGUGGGCAAGUUUUCUAUUAGAUCUUCUAUAAGAUCAGUGAUAUAUUGGAAUAAAAAGUAAUGUAGUGAGUUGCUUUUUUUUUUUGUUGGUUUUGUUUGUUUUCUUUUCCCUUUAAAUCAACUCCAAAUACUUCUGGCAUCCUUUUAAAAUAGUUCUAGCCUUUUGGAGACUUUCAGACAAUUAGUGGGGGAACUGUUUUGAGAUCUGGGAAGCAGUUGCAAUACAUGAAUUGUUUGUAUUAGCUAUACAUAAAAUACUUGUUUUAAAAAUAUGAAACUUUUCAAAACACAUCUGAACAGCAUUCAGAGGAUAUUUUGUUUUAAAUUCAAAUGCUUUUAUUUUCGUUAAAGCUUGGAAGCUAUGCUACAAAGAAAAUUAUUCUCCUUUUAACACUGGCCAGAUACAAUUGAAACCUCAAAUUGAAUCCUGUGUGAUGGAGCAACCAAAUAUACAGUAGAUCAUGUAUUUUUAAUAUAGGUGUCUUCCAUUUCUCUUGAUUUUACUACUGAGGCAGGAAAUGAGAAUGUGUGUGAAGAAAGAGUAAAGCACGUGUGUUAACUGAGUAGUGAACUUGUCUUACAGGUACAGUGCGUAGAUGAACUUGCUUACUUCAGAUCAUCACAUCUGUGGCAUUCAGACAGGAAGCAGAGUUAUUUUAUGUUACCAUGUAGAGGGAAUGUAUCUGUCUUGUUUAAAGAAAAAAGAAUUUAGUGAAACCUAUAUAUUUAUGAAAGGGCUGUAAAGGUAUAUUACAUUUUUGAAUUUCUCGUCAGUGUGAUCAUUUAUAAAAUAAGUUUCUAUGCUGUUCUAAUUUGAAACACUGUCUUUGUAAAUUGAGUUCAACAUUCCGUGUAAAUAUUUUAGCUUAGCUUGUAUCCUGAUAAAGCCAUAAAUUCUUUGCAGUUGUCUUCUAAAUGCACAUUUGAUGUUUUGGUCAUUGCAUUUUGAUUUAAAAUUAUGUAAAGCAAGUGAAAUGUAAGCAGCAACAACAACAAGAAAAACCCUAGGAGUCUGGAAAUGUUUAUAUUGCAGAUACUGACCUACUGUAUCUCACUAUGACACGCUGUACUUGAAUGGCUGUAAUGUUAACUUCUGCAAUACUUCUCCAUUUUUUUGGUGGACUUAAGCUUAUUUGUAACACAAAUAACAGCUCAUUGAUUGCAUUUAAUUCAAAUGAAAUCACAAAUCGAGUGUGGGUUGAAGAAAUAUUCUCUCUCUUAAAUUACUCAGUCUAACUUUCCCCUGGGAAUACGGUCCUCAGCGUAUUGAGUACCCUCAAUUUCCAUUGUAGACAAGAAAAGGUGAGGGUGCUCCACACCUCUUUCUGACCUGACCCUGUUAUAUCAGAGGAGCUGCAAUCCUUAUUAAAAGAGUGUGCUGAAACUGCUUCUAAGCUGUAGUGCCAAGAUCACUAGUGUAAAAUAUCUUUCGAAUAAAGGACCUGUUUUGCUAUAUAAGAAACAGAUGCUAUUAAUGUUUGAAAACCCUGGAAGCAGGCUGUCCUUUGCUGCCCUGCAGGCUUUUUGCAAGGGGAAAACAAUUUUGAAACAGUUUUAAAUCUAAUUUUCCAGGUCAGUGGGGCCUAUGAAGACCUUCUACAACAGGCCGGGGGUGGCAGGCCAUAAGCUGCCUGAUGCUUUGUUCUUUUUAUAGAGACACUUACUUUCUGAUGCUCCAUGUAAACACUGGCAGUAAUUUCCUAGACAGCUGGCCACCUGCUCCUGUCUAAUUGUAACACCUGUGAAAGAAGGGGGUGAGGGGGAGAGACCAUAAAAGCAAACACAGAGCAAACCAAAAAGGGAAAAAAGGUGUGAGCCGUCUUUGAGCAGCUAGAAAUAAAAUUUUGAAUGAGUUUUUAGAAAAAAGAAAGGUACAGCCCACUCCAGUAAAUACCCUUUUAAAACUAACAUUAUUGCAGUGUCCUCAUCAAUAAAAACAGAAUCCAUCAGUCUCUGUGAGGCUGUCAGAUACGGUACUGGGUCAAGACAGAAAAGUUUCUAGUCCAACAGUUUUGUUACUAGGACAGGCCUCAGCAUGAGGUAGGGAAAUACAAACCCACUUGUUAAAAUUGCUCUGCUAAGAUAAAAAUUGUGUGCGUGUUUCUGACUUUUAAGGCUUUAUGGAGCCUUAGAAGGUGACAAUGUGUGUCUUAUGUAAUGUGUAUAUUCAAGUUGUGCUGUGUGGUUUUUAGAUAAUUGUUUUUACUUUUAAGCACAGAUAUUUUUAUUGUAUUUUAGCUGUUUUGGCAUAGAAAAACAAAUGUUGACAUUUUAUAUUAUUGUAUCCAGAUCUAUACUUGAAUUCAUUGUUUGAUGUCAUGCCUGAAAUCUGGUUUUACCUUCUUAUGCAGAACAAUAAAUUAUUGAGAUAAUA
Molecule: messenger RNA, 5590 nt
Organism: Alligator sinensis (Chinese alligator)
Lineage: Eukaryota; Metazoa; Chordata; Crocodylia; Alligatoridae
Gene: MPP7
Product: membrane palmitoylated protein 7
Exons: 20
Coding region: 632-2401 (589 amino acids)
Biological process (GO): protein localization to adherens junction
Cellular component (GO): plasma membrane; cell-cell junction
Molecular function (GO): protein binding
Source: RefSeq, a predicted model, not a curated record